AUGAAUGGAGCUGGAGCGAAUGGCGGCAUAUCUGGCGACACAACGCCAGCAAGCAAGAUAACACAGCAGACUGCUCAUUAUGCUCGACUCUUCCAAAAAUUCCUCGAUGAUUCAACACCCUACUACACAUACCGAUGGGGAUUCACUGCCUUUGUAUCCCUCAUAUACUUUAUACGUGUCUUCUCCAUACAAGGAUGGUACAUUGUUACGUACGCACUGGGAAUAUAUCUAUUGAAUCUCUUCUUGGCAUUCCUACAACCGAAAUUCGAUCCAGCUAUGGAUUCAAGUCCCUUGGAUGGCGAUGAUGACGAUUCAAAGGAACAGGGAGGGCUACCUACUAAAAUGGAUGAUGAGUUUCGGCCGUUUAUUAGGAGAUUGCCUGAAUUCAAGUUCUGUGUGUACUUUUUCAUCUUGUUUGGAAUCACAAUGAGGAGGCAGAUAAAACAUAUGAUAAAAUAUCGAUACAUACCAUUCAACUUGGGCAAAAAGACUUAUGCUGGGCCUGGUGGUGGACCUGCAAAUCAAAAGAACAACAAGUGA
Messenger RNA from Synchytrium microbalum, 540 nucleotides. RefSeq lists its product as uncharacterized. NCBI's taxonomy places the organism in Eukaryota, Fungi, Chytridiomycota, Chytridiomycetes, Synchytriales, Synchytriaceae. Gene Ontology annotation, biological process: protein retention in ER lumen; retrograde vesicle-mediated transport, Golgi to endoplasmic reticulum. Gene Ontology annotation, cellular component: Golgi membrane. The coding region runs from base 1 to 540 and encodes 179 amino acids. The transcript has 4 exons. The record is from RefSeq and is a predicted model, not a curated record.